AUGGCCCAAACCAUGUUCGGGAACCGCCAUGGCCAGCGGAGGGGUGUCUUCAGCAUCUUCGCCAUCUUCUCCGUCCUUGCCUUGGUCCUGCUCAGCAUUUCUGUCUUGAGCAGCAAUCAAAAGCCAAGGAUUCCCGCAGCCAACUUCGAAGAGCUGGGUGAUGUCGACCUCGACGACCCACAAGAAGUUAAGAAACUGCUCACCUCCAAGGUCAGAGCCUCAGCAGUAGGCGACCAGUAUCUCAUCGGAGUAGGAAAAGCUGAUAUCACUGGACCCGUCGUCGAAGUAGAGUUUGCUGGAUAUGCCGACACGGCCCAGAUCGGGACUGGGCUUCGUCAACGCCUAUACUCCCGUGCGUUCAUCGUUGGCGACGCAAGCAACCCUAGCGACCGCUUUGUAUAUCUCGUCCUGGACGUGGCAGCCGGUGACACGGCCCAGCGAUACGCCAUCCUUGAACGCCUCGCCGCUCUCGGCGGAGAUUAUUCUGUCUACGGCUCGAGCAACAUCGCCGUGACUGGAACUCACUCGCACAACGGCCCGGGAGCUUGGUGGAACUAUCUGCUUCCUCAAAUCACCAGCGCCGGCUUUGACCCCCAGUCGCUGAAUGCAAUCGCCGACGGUGCAGCCUUGUCGAUCCAGAGAGCCCAUGAGAGCCUCACCACUGGUUACCUCGAUGUCGGCACCGUCAAUAUCACAGACGGCAAUGCUUCACGAAGUCCAUCUGCAUACAUGAAUAACCCGGCCUCGGAACGUGCCUUGUACAACAGUCCCACAGAUACAACAUUGACGAUGCUUCGCUUCCAACGCGCAUCCGACGGCCUCAAUAUGGGCGUGCUUACGUGGUAUCCCGUACACGGAACCUCUAUGUAUGGAAACAACACACACGUGGCGGGAGACAACAAGGGCGUGGCAGCCUAUCUGCUCGAGCAGGCUGUGCAAUCCAGCGGCACGGCGGCCGACGGCUUCGUCGCUGGCUUUUCCCAAGCCAACGUGGGAGAUACUACGCCGAACGUGCUGGGGGCCUGGUGUGACGAUGGAUCAGGUCAGAUGUGCAGCUACGAGAACAGCACCUGUGCAGAUGGCAAAUCACAGUCGUGCCAUGGUCGCGGUCCCGAGUUCCAAGCGCUCGACCUCGGCGUGUCAUCCUGCUACGAGAUUGGUCGGCGUCAAUUUCAAGGUGCAAAGAGUCUGUAUGACUCUUUUGAGACACAGUCUACGCCCGUUGUCGGUACUACCGUCAAAUCCUUCCACUUCUUCAACGACAUGAGCACUUUCAAUUUCACGCUGCCCAACGGCACUGCUGCUGCAACAUGUCCUGCUGCGCUUGGCUAUUCUUUCGCGGCUGGAACGACGGAUUGGCCAGGCGCAUUUGACUUCACGCAGGGUGACUCGGGUGCACCCAACAACCCGGUCUGGAGUGUCGUCGCCGGCCUGCUCAAAGCCCCUGGGCCCGAGCAAGUCAAGUGCCAAUAUCCGAAGCCCGUCCUCCUAGACGUGGGCGAGCAGACCGAGCCAUAUGACUGGUCCCCAAACAUUGUCGACGUGCAGUCUUUCCGUGCGGGUCAGUUCCACAUCAUCGUCUCGCCUUCCGAGGCAACCACCAUGGCCGGCCGCCGCUGGCGCAACGCCGUCAAGACGGAAGCCGCCGCGACUUACUCGUCCAACACCGAGCCCAUCGUCGUGAUCGGCGGACCAGCCAACACGUACGCGCACUACGUCACCACCGAGGAGGAGUACGCCAUCCAGCGUUACGAGGGCGCGAGCACGCUCUACGGCCCCAACGAGCUAAACGCCUACAUCAACCUCACACUCAGCAACCUGCAGUACCUCGCGCCCACGGCCACGGGCUCGCCCGCGGCGGGGCCAUCGCCGCCUGACAACCGCGCCAAUUCCUUGGACUUCAUCACGGGCGUGGUAUACGAUGGGGCGCCGAUCGGCACGAAGUUCGGCGACGUCGUCACACAGCCCAACGCGUCGUACGCCAUCGGGUCCGUCGUCAACACCACCUUUGUCGGCGCCAACCCGCGCAACAACCUGCGGCUGGAGGGAACCUUCGCGGCGGUUGAGAAGCUCGACGGCACUACGUGGACGCAGGUGCGCAGCGACUACGACUGGUUCCUGGUCUACACCUGGGAGCGGACCAAUGGCCUGCUGGGGUACUCGCAGGUCACCAUCACUUGGGAGACGGAGAGCUAUGCAGAGGCGGGAACGUAUCGCGUGAGGUACUAUGGUGAUUCCAAGGCUGUCGGGGGCACGAUCACGGCUUUCAAUGGGACUAGUAGUCAGUUCACCUUGAAAUAG
This is a messenger RNA of Diaporthe amygdali, 2301 nucleotides long. RefSeq names its product neutral ceramidase. Bases 1 to 2301 code for a protein of 766 amino acids. Gene Ontology annotation, molecular function: N-acylsphingosine amidohydrolase activity. The transcript is spliced from 2 exons. Gene Ontology annotation, biological process: long-chain fatty acid biosynthetic process; sphingosine biosynthetic process; ceramide catabolic process. NCBI's taxonomy places the organism in Eukaryota, Fungi, Ascomycota, Sordariomycetes, Diaporthales, Diaporthaceae. Gene Ontology annotation, cellular component: extracellular region. The record is from RefSeq and is a predicted model, not a curated record.